Molecule: messenger RNA, 1461 nt
Organism: Perca flavescens (yellow perch)
Lineage: Eukaryota; Metazoa; Chordata; Actinopteri; Perciformes; Percidae
Gene: insm1b
Product: insulinoma-associated 1b
Exons: 1
Coding region: 1-1461 (486 amino acids)
Biological process (GO): negative regulation of transcription by RNA polymerase II; neuron differentiation; regulation of cell cycle process
Cellular component (GO): transcription repressor complex; nucleus
Molecular function (GO): RNA polymerase II cis-regulatory region sequence-specific DNA binding; DNA-binding transcription repressor activity, RNA polymerase II-specific
Source: RefSeq, a predicted model, not a curated record
AUGCCCAAAGGAUUCCUGGUAAAAAGAAACAAGAAAUCUGCACAUGUUUCCUACAGGACUCGGUCAGACGAAGAUGACCUCCAGGAGUCACACAUCCCAGCUGCCUUGCCGAGUUAUGUGGACCCCUCCCGGCCGAUGUCCAUGGCGUCCAGUCCGGACCGCGCCGCAGCAUCGCCGGAUUUCACAGCAGCUGACGCGCCGGUGCCAAGACUGGAGAAGCCGGUACAGUUCGGCAACCCAGAGGCGGUGUGCCAAGCCCUCUACAGCCCCACCCGGCCCAUCAGCAAGGAGCACGACAGGAGAUAUUUUGAGCGAAGUUUCAAUUUGGGCUCGCCUAUUUCUGCCGAAUCAUUCCCGACACCUGCCUCCCUCUCCGGCCUGGACCACCUCCUCUACGCCCCGGUCGACCUGAAAAUCGGCACCAGCAACAGCAGCCGCAGCGGCACCACCACCAGCAGCCUCCCGGGACCAAGCAACCGUGUCGCCACCAAAAGGCCCGCAGCUGACGGUACAGAGCGCAAAUCUAAACCCGCCUCCAAGAAACCAAAAGCCAUUAGAAAACUCAACUUUGAAGACGAGAUGACGACUUCUCCCGUGCUUGGUCUCAAAAUAAAAGAGGGGCCGGUGGAGAUGAAGCCGAGGGCGCAGUCCUCCGGAGGAAACAAGCCUCUAGGGGAGUUUGUGUGUCAGCUGUGCAAGGAGGCGUAUGCGGAUCCCUUCUCUCUAGCUCAGCACAAGUGCUCCCGCAUCGUCAGGGUCGAGUACCGGUGUCCUGAAUGCGAUAAGAUGUUCAGCUGCCCAGCCAACCUCGCCUCUCAUCGCCGCUGGCACAAACCCCGGACUACCGGGGCACCGGCGAUGGCACAGGGCAUCAAACCUGAAAUGGCCAAAAUGCCACCUCUAGGUGUCAAGUCCGUCUCCGACGAAGCCAAAGACAUGAGUGACAGAGACACCCCGAGUCCAGGUCUGUCCGAGUCGGGCUCUGAAGAUGGCUCAUAUGACUGCCAGUAUUGUGGGAAGAGGUUUAAGCGACAGGCAUACCUAAGAAAACACAUCAUGGCACACCAGGUCUUGCAAAAGAAAGUGCUUGAGGAGCAGGGGUUUCAAACCGGCGACCGCCCGGCAGAGCAGGCUCCGGUCUUACCCGCCUCCUCCUCAUCAGCAUCAUCAUCAUCAUCAUCAUCAUCAUCCUCAUCCUCAGAGGAAGCCUCAAACCAAAGCCCUCUCAACCUGAGCCCGGUGGACUGCCUGCUGUGCCCGGUGUGCGGGGAGAGUUUCACCAGCAGGGCCGGCCAGGAGAGACACCUGCGCCUCAUGCACUCCUCCCAGAUUUACCCGUGCAAAUACUGCCCCGCCACUCUCUACAGCUCGCCGGGGCUCACCAGGCACAUAAACAAGUGCCACCCCUCGGAGAACAGGCAGGUGAUCCUGCUCCAAAUGCCGGUGCGCCCCGCCUGCUAA